UUAUUACUUGUCAUUUCAAACAAAAAAUCUAGGUAUUGUUUUGGAUUUUGGGACGUGUGAAAUGGAUUUAAGAUUUUGAAGAAAUCAAUUAAAAAUGGGUAACGCUGACACAAAAUUAAACUUUAGAAAGGCUGUGGUCCAACUUACAUCGAAAACACAGCCUAUUGAUUCAUCAGAUGAUAGUUUUUGGGAUCAGUUUUGGUCAGAAAGCGUGACAAAUGUGCAAGAUGUGUUCGCACUGGUGCCUGGUGCUGAGAUUCGAGCGCUUCGUGAGGAGUCACCAAAUAAUUUGGCGACCCUGGUGUACAAAGCUGUCGAGAAAAUGGUGAAGACUGUAGACAGCAGCUGUCGGACGCAGCGCGAACAACAAACUGCUCUAAACUGUGCCCGGCUGCUGACACGGGUGCUACCAUACAUGCUGGAGGAGCCUGAAUGGCACGGCUUUUUCUGGUCUUCAUUGCCGGCGGCAGCUGAGAAUGAGUCGGUUCCACUGGCACAGUCACUUGUCAAUGCUAUAUGUGACUUGCUGUUUUGCCCAGACUUCACAGUGACAAGCACUAAGAGAGCAGGGCCGGAGCGGGCCGAGGAGCUGUCAUCGCUUGACAGCUGCGAGUACAUCUGGGCAGGUGGCGUGGGUUUCGCCAGGUCGCCGCCGCGGAACGCGCAACACGAAGCUGCCAGGACGGAACUGCUGCGGCUGCUGCUCACAUGCUUCAGCGAAACUAUAUACUUGCCCCAGCACACAGCGAACAGCAGCUACCAUAAUAAGUGGAUCGCGUACCUCACGAGUCCAGAAAAUCGCCACGCAUUGCCUCUCUUCACUUCCCUACUGAACACAGUGUGCUCUUACGACCCCGUGGGACUUGGCCUGCCCUACAACCACCUUCUGUUCGCCGACACAUUGGAACCACUAGUAGAGGUGUCGUUGCAAAUACUCAUAGUGACAUUGGACCAUGAUACUAGCAACACUGUUAACAAUGAAACGGAAGAGAGCCUCCCCGAUAACCUUUUCAUCAACUACCUAUCACGUAUACAUCGCGAUGAGGACUUCCAGUUCGCCCUGCGGGGCGUCACCCGCCUGCUGAACAACCCCCUCCAGCAGACCUAUCUCCCCAACUCGGCCAAGAAGGUCAGCCUCCACCAGGAGUUGCUGGUGCUGCUGUGGAAGAUGUGUGACUACAAUAAGAAAUUCAUGUAUUACGUGCUGAAGAGCAGCGAUGUUUUGGAAGUGCUGGUACCUAUUCUGUAUCAUCUCAACGACUCCAGAGCUGACCAGUCUCGCGUAGGCCUAAUGCACAUUGGCGUGUUCAUACUCCUCCUUCUGUCCGGCGAGCGCAACUUCGGCGUUCGUCUGAACAAGCCCUACGCGGCCAGCGUGCCAAUGGACAUACCGGUAUUUACCGGUACCCACGCCGAUCUACUUGUGGUGGUGUUCCACAAGAUCAUAACGACUGGACAUCAGAGAUUGCAGCCGUUGUUCGAUUGUUUACUCACUAUUUUGGUUAACGUGUCACCAUACCUGAAGACAUUAUCGAUGGUGGCGUCCACCAAACUCCUGCAUCUCCUGGAGGCGUUCAGCACGCCCUGGUUCCUGUUCUCGCAGCCCCAUCACCACCACCUGGUGUUCUUCCUGUUGGAGAUGUUCAACAACAUGAUACAGUAUCAGUUCGAUGGGAACUCGAACCUGGUGUACACGAUAAUCCGCAAGCGGGCGGUGUUCCACGCGCUCGCCAACCUGCCGCACGAGCACGCCGCCAUCGCGCGCGACCUCGCCGCCGCGCGCGCCCGCGCCGCGCCGCACGCGCCGCCGCCCGCCCACCACGCCAUGAUCAGAUGUGAGAGCGCGGAGUGCGUGUCGGAGCCCCCCAUGGAGGGCUCGCGGCCCGCGCUGCCCGCGGAGCCCGGCACGCUCAACGCCACGCUCCCCGCCACGCCCGCUAUAGCGACAAUGACGGAGAAAGAGUCUGCGCACCCCCCGCAACCGAUAGAAGAGAGAUUGCUGCCGCGACAAAACGCCGACGGCACCGACGACAGCGACAACGGACACACCGUCACACACCGUAACAGCAUAUCAGUGUCGGAACAAUCCCGCCAGAAUGAGUGGCGGCCGACCGCCGAGUGGGUGACCUCGUGGCGCGCCAAACUUCCGCUGCAGACUAUAAUGAGGCUUCUGCAAGUCCUCGUGCCUCAGGUGGAGAAGAUCUGCAUUGAUAAGGGACUGACGGACGAGUGCGAGAUCCUGCGGUUCCUGCAGCACGGCACGCUGGUGGGGCUGCUGCCGGUCCCCCACCCCAUCCUCAUCCGCAAGUACCAGGCCAACGCCGGCACCGCCGCCUGGUUCAGGACUUACAUGUGGGGCGUUAUUUAUAUACGAAAUGUCGACCCACCGAUCUGGUAUGACACGGACGUGAAACUUUUCGAGAUACAACGGGUGUGAACAGACACACACACAGCUACAUUAAUUUAAAAAAAAAAUGUUUUACCAUAUUUAACCAUUAUAAGUUGAACUAUAUUUAUUUGUAAUCUAUACUAAUAUUAUAAAGCUAAAGAGUUUGUUCGUUUGUUUGUUUGAAUGCGCUAAUCUCAGGAACUAGUGGUUCGAAUUGAAAAAUUAUUUUUGUGUUGAAUAGA
Amyelois transitella is the source of this 2631-nucleotide messenger RNA. Its product is annotated as protein HID1. Bases 95 to 2437 code for a protein of 780 amino acids. The record is from RefSeq and is a predicted model, not a curated record. Gene Ontology annotation, cellular component: Golgi medial cisterna; Golgi trans cisterna; membrane. Lineage: Eukaryota; Metazoa; Arthropoda; Insecta; Lepidoptera; Pyralidae. The transcript is spliced from 17 exons.